Oncorhynchus kisutch (coho salmon) is the source of this 4898-nucleotide messenger RNA. It is a transcript of the gene mpz, whose product is annotated as myelin protein zero. The record is from RefSeq and is a predicted model, not a curated record. Gene Ontology annotation, cellular component: plasma membrane. Gene Ontology annotation, biological process: myelination. NCBI's taxonomy places the organism in Eukaryota, Metazoa, Chordata, Actinopteri, Salmoniformes, Salmonidae. Bases 142 to 792 code for a protein of 216 amino acids. The transcript is spliced from 6 exons.
CUGUUGUCCUGUUGUGAAGCCCUCUGUCCUGGAACCCUGCACCCCCUCGGUCCUAUCUCUCCAUCACUUCAUAGUGGGACUCUUCUGCAGCAUCCAGUGAGGUCUGCAACAUCACUUGAAGAACCCAUAGAGUCAGGAACCAUGCUGACCAUUUUGGCGCUAGCGUCGGUCAUACUCCUGGGAAUAGUGCCCCAGCAGUCUGAGGCCAUCGUCAUCUACACGGGCUGGGAGCGUCACGCCCUGGUGGGCUCCGACAUCCGUCUUUCCUGCUCCUUCUUCUCCUGGCGCUGGACCUCUGAUGACGUCACCUUCUCCUGGAGCUACCGGCCCGACGGUGCCAGGGACGCCAUCUCUGUCUUCCACUACACCGGUGGAGCUCCCUACGUAGACAACAAGGGACCCUUCAGAGACAGGCUGGAGUUUGUGGGGAACCCUGGUCGCCGGGACGGAUCCAUCCUGCUCAAAAACCUAGACUACGGAGACAACGGCACCUUCACCUGCGAUGCCAAGAACCCACCUGACAUAGUGGGACGCGCCUCCAGUGUCAGACUGCUGGUCUUUGAGAAGGUUCCCAUCCAGGCCGGAGUGAUCACAGGGUCCAUCAUCGGUGCAGUGCUGGGUCUGUUGUUGCUGAUCGUUGUCAUCUACUAUCUCAUGAGGUUCCUGGUGGCCCGCAGAGUCUUCAACCUCAGUGUCAGCAAACAUGGAAAGAAAGGGAAGGGUAAAGAGGGAUCACAGCAGAGACAGCCCUGGAGACCGCCCCCCGUCACUUGCCUCCCCCUUACCUCCUAAAUAUGACUCUCUUUCUCUUUUUCUCCUAAAUGUACCUCUCUCUCUCUCUCUGCUCUAAUGUAAAUACCUCCCUCCCUCCUUCAAUCCUAAUCCAUCUGUUUCCUCAUUUUUAACAUGCCCAUCGAUCUCACCCAUCUCCCCAGUGCUAACACGACUUCUCUCCCCCUCCCUCUUCCCUACUCUCCUUUCUCACACUCCUCCUUUCCUCCUGAAGUGACUCCUCUCCUCCCCUGUUCCCUCCUCCUCUCCACAGGGCCCAACUCUCUCCAUCGGAGACCCGUCCAAGCUGAAGGCCGCCGCCUCAGAAAAGAAGAAGCAGGAGUCGCGCAAGGAUAAGAAAUAGGAUACGGGGAGCAGAGAGCUAGAGCCCCAACACACAGCCCAGCCCAAAGCAAUGAGACAGGCAGAGAGAGCAGGAACAGGGGGAGGGGACUCACCCAAGGGGGCAGGGCCUGGUAGGGUGCUGAUGACCAUCGAGCUGGAGCUCUCCAAGUGGGAAAAAGAGGGGGAGGGGAAGAGGGGUGGGUCCGCCUCGGCCAAAUCAUCCAGUUUCCUGUCCCUGUCCAAGCUCUCCAAAAAACUGACCCUUAAAUAAGUGAAUGAGAGUCAUACUGGAGAGGGAGGCAGCGGAGAACCUUAAUUAAGGAGGCAGUCUUAAAGAACUGUAAGGCUGUGUCCCAAAUGGCUCCAUAUUCCCUACAUAGUGCACUACUUCUGACCAGAGCCCUAUGGGCCCUGGUCAAAAGUAGUGCAGUGCACUAAAUAGGGAAUAGGGUGCUAUUUCGGAGGCAGCCUUAGUCUGUCUUCAACGGUAUAUUCUUUCCCACAAGAUCUAAGCCUUUACAACUCAAAGUAUAUUCAUCAUGAUCUCAAUGCCACACUGGGGUGAACAUAGACACAAUAGUGCUAAAAAAUAUAUGAUAGCUCAAUCAAUGGAAGUGAAACACUCCAACUACUACUGUCAGGUCAUGAAACAUACCAUUUGAACCAAAUCAAAUGCCAUCUGACUGCUAGUUUGAUGACAAAAUCUUAAAAGCUAUUCCCAAGUUUGCCUUUCAUUCUGACAUCUUAGAUGUGAUGCAAGGCAGUAUUCCUCAACUACGCCUGUCCGACACACAUCAGAGAGUCCUGGCUACAGGGACCACCCGAUUUGUUAUUUUGUGUCUGUGUCCCAAAUGGCACCCUAUUCUCCACUCAGUGCACUACUUUGACCUGAGUCCUAUGGGCCCUGGGGAGAGGAUCUGUCAAAGUUUGACUUGUCCUCACACUGACUGAUGUUCUCUCUUCUUUCUCCUCUCGUCUUUCACUGGGAGCACUUUUAUUCUGACCCUCUUCGUUAAAACUGUAGAAGUUUCAAAAAAACUUUGAAUGCUUACUCUUUCUCAUCCUAUCUUUUCUAUCUCUCUUUCUCUCAUAGAUUUUCUGAAUCUUAUUUCUCAAAGACUCGACUUCCUCCCACUUGACUGCUUCAGCUUCCAUACGCCACACCCUUUUAGACCACACCCCUUUCCUCCUGCCCCACCUUUUGAUGCACUUGUCCUAUCUCAUUAACUCAUUAAGUCCUGCCUAUAUAAGAGCAGUCCUACUAAGUUAAGCAAGAGUAGUCCUACUGAGUUCAGCAUUUGUAUGAUGAGGCAGAACAUACAACUCAUAACCCAUUUAGCUAGCAUCAAGGCAGAGCAGACCCAGUAUAGACAUGCAGUGUAACAAAUGGACCCACCAGGCUAUUGAAUAGAGAUAUUUGACCUCUCCCUAGAGAGGUCAAAUAGUUCCUGAAACUUCUGUUAAUGCUUCCUGCUGCUCAGUGCUCAAUCAGAUCAGGUGUGAGCGGUGUGAAGAGUUUGAAUGCACUCUGUGCUGGACGAGUCAGAGUGAGGGAGAGAAAUAUGAUUCCUAGCUCUUACCUUGUGUAGAUGGGUUCAAAUUGAAGUUCAUAUCGCCGGGUGAUUCACUCCCUUCACAUUUGAGCUAAUGGAGGCCGUAGUGCUGUGCUGCCUUUCUGUCACUGCAAGCUGGAGGCUAGGUUAUUCCUGUCUAUAAGGGUGUAGUAGAUACAGGCUUACUGUAACAGCUGCAAUUUAAAACAGAGUAGAAAAAGCCCUGUUUGUUUGUGUCUGAGAGUACAUCCCAAAUGGCCAGCUAUUUCCUAUAUAUUGCACUACAUUUGACCAGGGCCCAUAGGGCUCUGGUUAAACAUAGUGCACUAUAUAUUGUAUAGGGUGCCAUUUUGGAUGCAGCCUGCUUUGAAUUCUGUGACUGAGUCCUUGAAAUGACGUCACGUUGACAGCCAGUGGACAUUCUCAGGCCCUGACAACAAAGGGAUACUCCUCCUUUCUACUCCUCCGUGUUAUUCUGGUCCCGUUAAUCCCUUCUGCACAUUUCCCCCCCCCUAUUUUAGCACUUGCUGGUAACUGGAUCCCUCUAUCUCUCUCUCUCUCUUACACACACACACACACACACACACACACACACACACACACACACACACACACACACACACACACACACACACACACACACACACACACACACACACACACACACAUACUGUCUUUCUCUAAUUCUCUCUCUAAUUCUCUCUCUCUCUCUCUCUCUCUCUCUCUCUCUCUCUCUCUCUCUCUCUGUGUCCUUUAGUGACGCUAAGCUAUGUUCCCUCAUAGACUACCCAAUCCACUCUAUACUUAAGCCUCUUCUAUCUAGCUUUAUCAGACAAAGCCAGACCCCAUCUCAAACAAACUCAGCAAUUCUUUUUUUCUUUUCUUUCCUCUCCUCCUCCUCCUCCCUCUUUUUCAAACUCAGUGAUGGACACCUCUCUCCUCCACCCCCCUGAUCACCAACGUCCCUCUCACUCACCCACCAAUGCCAACACACCCCUGCACGUUCGUUCACCUACCUUUUCUGCUGGUUGGAAUGCCACGUCGCUCUCUUCUGCCCCCUAUUGGCCAGGGAUGGAAACUGGGCAGAAUCAUCCAUGUUAUUAGUUCUCAUUGAAGACUUUAAUCUAGCUAUAGCUCUCUGCCGGUCGCAAAGGUGCGUGUUUUAUGUGUGUCUGUGUGUCUAGUCAGACUGUCAUGUCAAACAAAAGAUGAUAAAAACACUGUACAUGCAUGUCAUUCUAAAGUAAAGCAAAUGAUGAAACAUUUUACUGAACAAGUGCACAAAAAUGCUUGUUUUGUUUGAGGGAGGCGGAUGUGUGAUAGUAUCUUCUUAUGACAUUUUAUCACAUUGAUGCCCUUGUUCAUGGAGGGGGAUCUGUGUGGCUGUUUUUAUUUUGGUGCAUAUUUUCCAGGAGCGGAAAAUCAAUAUUUGUUAUUUUAAGGUGCAAGCUGCAUGGGGCUACAGUUGGCACUCGCAAGGUGAGGGAGGUGAUGAUGAGGAGGAGGAGGAUAAGGGAGGUUAACUUCAGAUGUUGCUGGUGGUCAUGUGAUUGGAAAAAAAAGAACAGGUUGUUGCUGGGAUGAAGAUACUUUGGAGAGAGAGAGCAAGACUUAUCUUGUGUGUUAAGCCAAGCCAAAGCCCAUAUGUAUCGCUGAAGAUAUGGUUCAUCUCUCCCUAAAGCUCUCUCUUUCAAGGUCCUUACCCUGAGCUUCGGGUCUGAACGCUUGAUAGGCUAUGCGAGGUGGUUAGCGUAGGGUUUAGUGUUGAAUGUGUUUUGUUCUUUUAACUGUGGACAUAGGGAGUGUGUUAAAACCACACCAUGGUUCAUUAAGCCAAGAGAAAAUGCAUAGUUCUGUUCACCCCUUCGCUGUUUAACCAACUAUCCAUCAUCAGAUGUGAUCAGUUUGAAUGUGUCUUUCGGUUCUUUUUCAGUACAGCCACACGGACUCCUGACAUAAAACAAACUGCCCUAAAAUGUCUUCACAAUGUUUUGUUGUCUGGAUUGUGUACUGUACGUAUUAUUUUGGUUGUUAGAUAACAUUCCUUUCUUAGAAAUGUCAAGCUUCUUAAAUUUUUACGUUUAUUUUAAUGCUUAUAAUUAAAGUGCACUAAUCAUACACAUUUCAUUGUUAUUUAAAAUGUGUUGUAAAGGGAAGGUAAAUAAAAAUUAAAGCAUCAAACACAUCUCGGUUGUAAAAGGAGAAUAAAAUAAACCCAAAUGAAAAUGA